UAGAUAUGGUAAUUGGUAAACCCCUACACUCAAAAACCCUCUUUUCCAUUCAAUACACUCUUCCAAUUCCAAUCCAAACCAACAGCAAUGUCUCUGUUCUUACAUUGCCAUGCCCCUCACCACAGCAUGGCCACUCUCUCACCCUUCUCAACCUUCAAUUCCAAACCUCUCUGUGCUUCUCUACCUAACCCCUCUUUCUUAACUCAUCAACAACAGCAACAACACCCUUAUCCUCUCACCACAACGACCACCUCUGACCAUAAGCCCCUCUCAGUUUCCACACUGCCCAGAAAGUUGCUCUGUAAACCACCCAAAGGAAAGUACGUCAGAGAGGACUAUCUUGUGAAAAAGUUGUCAGCUCAGGAAAUCCAGGAGCUGGUAAAGGGAGAAAGAAAAGUGCCUCUUAUUAUUGAUUUCUAUGCAACUUGGUGUGGACCAUGCAUUUUAAUGGCACAAGAACUUGAAACACUUGCAGUUGAGUACCAAAACAAGGCGCUGAUUGUUAAAGUUGAUACAGAUGACGAGUAUGAAUUUGCACGCGACAUGCAGGUUCGCGGUUUGCCUACUGUGUUCUUUAUUAGCCCUGAUCUGAACAAAGAAGCUAUUCGAACCGAAGGACUUCUCCCAAUACAGAUGAUGAGGGAUAUCAUUGACAAGGAUAUGUGAAACAACAAAGGGUUCUGAUCACCUGACAUAGUUUGUGUUCCUGGAUCCUGCUAUAUACUGCCUGGUGUAAUGCUAUCCUAUCUGGGGGGAGAAUUGAAGUGCUAACCGAUUCAUAUGAUUUUGGCUAUUGAAGGUUGUAAAUCGUAUGAUAUUUAUGUAAGCUUUUAGCUCGACAUACUCUGUAGUGUAUCACAUGUGAUGUCAAAUGGAAGGACAUUUUAACACAAUCAUGUAUUUGCACCCCACAUCCUUCAAAAUAUAAAAUGUUAUUGGAAGGGACAAUCUGUGUGUUAGGUAGUGACUGAGUUGAGCUUGCAUGCUUAAAAUUUAUUAUCCUGUCACCUUGCCGGUAUGCUUUUGGGGUGCAAUUGAAUGUGACAAGUAUGGUUCUAAUAUUCUAGGAAAGGAAAAUAAAAGAAGGGGUUGUCUAGAA
Messenger RNA from Glycine soja, 1099 nucleotides. RefSeq names its product thioredoxin-like protein CITRX, chloroplastic. NCBI's taxonomy places the organism in Eukaryota, Viridiplantae, Streptophyta, Magnoliopsida, Fabales, Fabaceae. The record is from RefSeq and is a predicted model, not a curated record. Gene Ontology annotation, cellular component: thylakoid. Bases 88 to 666 code for a protein of 192 amino acids. The transcript is spliced from 4 exons. Gene Ontology annotation, molecular function: protein-disulfide reductase activity. Gene Ontology annotation, biological process: plastid organization; cell redox homeostasis.